Molecule: messenger RNA, 2651 nt
Organism: Pteropus alecto (black flying fox)
Lineage: Eukaryota; Metazoa; Chordata; Mammalia; Chiroptera; Pteropodidae
Gene: CAV2
Product: caveolin 2
Exons: 3
Coding region: 45-533 (162 amino acids)
Biological process (GO): positive regulation of MAPK cascade; caveola assembly; negative regulation of endothelial cell proliferation
Cellular component (GO): perinuclear region of cytoplasm; Golgi apparatus; caveola
Molecular function (GO): molecular adaptor activity; protein kinase binding
Source: RefSeq, a predicted model, not a curated record
CGCCGCGCCAGCCGGGCUGCAGCCGCCGCGCACCGAGGGCUGCUAUGGGGCUGGAGACUGAGAAGGCGGACGUCCAGCUCUUCAUGGACGACGACUCCUACAGCCGCCACAGCGGCGUAGACUACGCCGACCCCGAGAAGUUCGCGGAUUCUGGCCAGGAUCGAGAUCCGAACAGACUCAACUCGCAUCUCAAGGUGGGCUUCGAAGAUGUGAUCGCGGAGCCCUUGUCUGCGCACUCCUUUGACAAAGUGUGGAUCUGCAGCCAUGCCCUCUUUGAAGUCAGCAAAUAUGUGAUUUACAAGUUCCUGACAGUGUUCCUGGCUAUCCCCCUGGCCUUUGCUGCAGGAAUUCUCUUUGCCACCCUCAGCUGUCUGCACAUCUGGAUUAUAAUGCCUUUUGUCAAGACCUGCCUAAUGGUCCUGCCUUCAGUGCAGACGAUAUGGAAGAGUGUGACAGAUGUUCUCAUUGCCCCAUUGUCCACGAGUGUAGGACGCAUCUUCUCCUCUGUCAGCUUGCAACUGAGCCAUGACUGAACACUUGGACACCAGGUCUGGAGAUUCGGAUACUGUAAUACUUUCUUUGUUGUUAUAACAUAAAAACACUACUGUUCUGUUCAUUCCCCAACUGUUCUAAUUAAGAAAACUGUUAAGAUGGGAAACCACAGUUAGAAAUGUUAUUGGCAAAUCUUUCCAAAUAAUGCUUUUCUCAUUAAUAAUCAAGGAUUUCAUGUCUAACUUUAUAAUGAGAAUAUUGCAGUAGGUUGGCACUUAAUUUUAAAGGCAGACAGUUUUUGCUUUAGUAUAAAAAUAUACAUUUUAUCAUGAUGAAUUUAUUAUGAUCAAGGGACAUUUCUCACAAAUAAUAUAAUGGUUUUAUCUACAACUGUCAUAAAAAUAGAGCAUUUCUUUCUUUCUUUUCUUUUCUUUUUUUUUUUUUUUUUUUACCUCUGGAAGUAAUAUUUUUUAAAUUGCCUUGGCAGGUAAAGUCAUGGACAUACUUAGCAGAAAUAAGAUAUACAAAUAUCCUAGAGAUUGCAAUAACGAAACUGUACAGUGGUGAUAGGGGCUAUCAAAUAUAGUAAAAUAAAUGUGAAAAUAGAUUCAAGCAAAUGGGUUCCUUUAAAUAAGAUAUUGUUAACCUAUGGGCCUAUUUAACAAGAUGUUUUAUUUUACUGUAUAUUUUGCACUUAAUAUUAAAUGUUGCUCUAAUUAGAUGGCUUUAAAGCACUUUUAUUAUAUUUAUGAUCUUAUUGAGCUAAUAUAUAGAAUGAGUAAAUGUAUGUUUCACCAGGAACUUCAUUGGUGAGAUUGCACUGUCUUGAUUAUGUAAGCAUAUAUAUCUUCUCUGGGGAUAGAAUGUAAAAGAGCAAUAUACUAGGCUUUUCUUUCUAACUUUUCCAAGAAAAACCCUGAAAUGUUUUAUAAUUAAUGUUUAUCUGGGUGUGAUCUUAAAAUAAUCUGUAUCUAAUUCUUAUUUCGUCUAGCCAGAAAUUCAACAUGUAUGCUGCAUUCCUGUUAAUGUUUCACUUUAUCUUCAAGUAAUAUUGGUGCUAUUUAAUAAUAUUUUACAAUAAAGGCUAUUUCUGACACAUAAGUACAAUUUUAACUACAGUGAUUCAUGUAGAUUUACAAGAAAGUUGUCAACUUGUUGGGCCCAUGCUACUGAUUUAUAUAUAAAUUAAACACUAACAGCUACAAACUUUUAAUAUGUUGUCUAAUAUGGGUUUUGUUACACAGUAUAAAAUUAUUAUCAUUUUUGAACUUUAGAAUCCUAUUUCAAUGUUUUCAGUCACUGUUGUCUUAAAAAUCUCAUUAUUCCAAAAUGAUAGACAUAUACAAAAGUUGCCUAUGUUGUGAGUGGUUCCUAUAAUUUACACAACUUAAAAGUGUAUAAAUGCUCAAAUUUCAGAAUUACUCUCAGAACCUGAAUUAACAUUCCUUUGAAUAUCUUCAUGGAUGACAAAUAUUCUCUCAAUGAAGAUUAAUUUUAUUUUUCCAUAUUGCCAGGACUAGUAAAUAUAAAGGAUGAUCAAACUGGAAUACUAUUGGGGACCAGAGCAAAUGAAUAAAUUAUGAAACUCAUUUUUUUUUUGAAGGUAGCCUCAAAAGAGACUUUUUAAAACUAUCUUAGGCCAUUACAACAUCUUUAGGAAAGGCCUCAUGAUUAUUACCUUAAAGCAUUACCACUCACUUGACUGCUUAGAUUUUAUUAUGUUAGUUAAAAAGGUCAAUCAGUCUCAUGACUUUAUAAUUGCAGCUUGUAUUUAAAGUGUUUUUUUAAAAAAACAUUUGGAAAUGUCGAAUGGCCAAAGUAUUUGAUUAAUAAAAUAUCUAUUUAAAUAAAUCAUGAGCUUCUGUCUUUUCAAAUAGCUACUGGCAAGUUUUAAAGUCAAAAUAUAUACACAAAGUCAUAUAACAAAACCUAUUAACUUUUAACAAGUGACACAUAUGAUUUCCUGAUUUCCGAAAAGCAUUGAAUACUUUCAAAAUGAAUUUUUAUUGAGAUUUGCCAUUAACUGUUUCAAAUACUGAAAUUUUGUACCAAGCGGAUCCAGGUUUCAUAUGCAAACAUGUCUGUUCUUUUAGCCAGUGUCGGGGAAAGGUAGGUAACAAGACUUUCCCAAUAUCCGUAAUAAACUUUCUAAAAACUCA